Blepharisma stoltei is the source of this 5515-nucleotide messenger RNA. Lineage: Eukaryota; Ciliophora; Heterotrichea; Heterotrichida; Blepharismidae. The record is from the annotation of a GenBank genome assembly.
AUGAUAUCGUUGCCAUUAUUACUGUUCUUAUCCAGGUGCCUAUUUACCUAUAGCUCAAGUGUUCUACCAGUAUUUCCUUCAACUUAUUCUCAGUAUUUUGAUAAUUCUUCACCUCGAGUUAAUAUAAGCCUUUCUGAAGCAUUCCUCCUGGGCGAAGAAAACCAAGGCAUAUUUGGUCUUUCCCUUUGAAUUAAAAUAAUUGAUUCAACAGCAAGUGGCGAAAUUUUCAAAUUCGAGACAGAAAAGAGUCUUAAUGAACCUAGAUAUUGAUAUCCCAAUCUCCAAUAUUCACCGCAUGGCUAUUUUAUUUUACAAUUAAUUGAUAAAGAAGACACAGAUAUAGCCCAAGAGCGAUUAUUGAUCGCCCUGGGCUAUAAUAAGGCUCAGAAACUCCCCGAGUUGGUUUUUCAACUCAAGUUGACAAACCAACUCGGGGAGUUGACAAAUACCCUUUAUAGGCGGCAUUUGUCAACUCCCCGAGUUGGUUUGUCAAUUUGAGUUGAAAAACCAACUCGGGGAGUUUUCUGAGCCUUAUUAUAGCCCAGGGCGAUCAAUAAUCGCUCCUGGGCUAUAUCACAAUCAUUUUUGUAUUAUUUAUUUAGACCCCCUCCACAAAUUGAAUAUUUCUAGCUUUCUCUGUCAGCUAUGAAAUGAAAUCUUCCAUUUUUUAUUAUACUGUGAAUCUCUUUUUGGCUCAUUAUAAAAAAGCCUGAAUAGGCCUUGUGACUAAUCCACUCUAAAAGUACUAUAUAUAGUCAAUAUUGCAGAUUCUAAUUUAAACUGGCUUGAUCAGUAUAAAUUGUUCAAGCCAAUGGCUCGAUCUUGCUGAAUGUAUUGUUCAGGUGACAAAAAAUGAAGCUCUUGAUAUACAAUAGUUUAGGAACAGAAAUUUAUAAAAGUGGAAAAUAUACUUCUAAUUUUCCUAUGAAAUUUGAUUCAUUAUUAUGGAUUGGAGGACCAGGAAACAUGUGUGCAAGAAUUGGCGAUGUUAAAUUUUAUAAUAAUAUUUGCAAUGAUGCUGCUGAUUGAAAUUUAGUUGCCUUAAAUUCUUGCAUAGGGAUAAGCUGUGCAAGUUUAUAUCCAAGUAUUUGUUAUGCUGAAUGCGAUCAAUGGUGUAAAAGUGAAUCAGAAUGGUUUUUACCUUUAAUAAGGCCUGUUUUAAACCCUUAUAUGCCUUAUAUUAGUAUUCAGCGUAGGAGUUAUGAUAUAAAAUAUGAGGAUGUCUAUUUUGAUGUAAAUAUUCCUGCAAAUGGAUGAAACGAUUAUUCAGUUACAGGUUGGGUCCAAUUCCCAGUAUGUCAUUCUGAAUUAACUACAUUUUUUGAGCUCGCGAAUGCGUUUGCUGUGCCAGUUUUGAAUAUUAGCUUGACAUCUAGCUCUUUAUCAAAUCCUUGUGACACACUUAUGGCGGCUGUUUAUAAUCUGAAUAGCGUAAAUUAUGCAUAUAGCUCUGUGUCACUUAUCCUUUUUAGAUUAGCAAGCAAUUUAUUGCUCGAUAUCAUGCAGAUUUUUUUAUUGCUUAAAAAAUGCUCUAAAAUUGAAGCUUCAAGAAUUAUCUAGAGAAACAAUGGCUAUAAUCAUUAAAUUAUAUUUCAAAUUAUUAUUUAUAAAGCUUAUUAAAAAAGUAGAGAUAAAUUUAACCAAUUUUUUUCGCUAACAAAGGGGGUGUUAGCAGUUCAAGCUUUAUUGGAAAUUGGUUCUUUUUUGGGGCUACUGUUAAUUCAGGAUCAAAAUUGCUUACUUUAUAUACUCAAAAUAGCGCUAAUCCACCUUCAGCUUCAUUUCCUCUUAUUUCUUCAUCAUUUGCUUAUCCUUAUGUAGCUGCACCGUUAACUGUUUCAAUAAAGUUUUAUAUCGGCGAGAAUGCAUAUUUUAUAAUAUACCCAGGAAAUUAUGCGGAUUUUCGGGUUUACCCUGGAAAUCAUAUUGAUACCACAUUAUUGCAAUAUAGCAAUAAUAUAUAUAGUGCUGCUACUUAUAUUGAACCUCACUGUUCUCUAUGGGAGUCAAUUUGGUAUUGCAAAGCAUGCGAAAAUGGAUAUUUUAUUAAAAAUGGACUAUGUCAAAGUAAUUCAUAAGUAGAAUGUCACCCUUCAUGUGAGACAUGCAGCUCAGAUAAUACAGAAACUGUGUGCUUAAGCUGUGCAAAUGGAUAUUAUGCUCAGCCAGGCCAUCCUACUAUGUGCCUUGAUUAUUGCCCACUAGGCUAUAUAUGGGAUUCUUCUCUUAGAAAAUGCACUGGUACAAAAGAUACUAUCGCCAACAUUAAUUUUGAUGACAAUCUAUCAGGAAACUUUAUUUCUUCCAAUAUCUACGUUGGCUUUGGCAAGGAAAAAAACUAUUACCCAGAUUUCGACUUUUUCGAUCCUUUGCCUGCCAACAAAAGGGGUAUCUAUUUAGAUAACGACGAGUUAACUAUUACUCCAAAAGAUUCUAUACAGGCUGGAAGAUUAGUGGGCACUGAUUUCACAAUCGAAAUAUGAGCUAUGGUUCAUUCUUACGGGGAUCUAUAUAAGGCAAGCGUAGGUCGCGCAUUUAUUAUCAAUGAUCCAGUAUUGAAUUAUGAAAACUUCUACCAAAUAAUCGUUGCAGAGUUUAAAAUAGAUCAAUAUGAGAGAUUAUCAUUUUUAGUACAAGUUAUAGAUUCAGAAUAUAAGCAUCUAAAUAUCGACACAGCUUGACCCACGAUUAUUAACUCUUUCAGUAAUCCGGAAUGAUGCUUAUAUUCCCUUUCGCUAUCCUACGACGAUUUAUCAAAAACUACUCAAAUUUUGCUUUCAACAAAUACUGAUCAUUAUAUUGAGACAGUUGCAGCUUAUUAUAAAGAGCUCUAUGGAAUGAAUCAUUAUAUAGGAGAUCUGCCGAGUGCAGCUCGCGGAUUCUUCUAUAGCUUUGCAAUGUACAAUUAUGCAAAAACUUAUAGUGAGAUUCAGCUAACCUUAGGAAUUUGCAGUUCCUGCUCAGCUUGCCCAGGGGUCUUGAAUUAUUGUUUACCGACUUGUGAUAAAACAGAAUAUGUAGAUGAUAACGGAAACUGCCAAAAAUGCCUAAGUUCAUGCACAGGGAUAUGCUCAAGAGCUGGCACUUGUAACCUCUGCUAUGAUGAUUUGUGCUAUAAAUGCACCAAAUAUGAAUCUGGGACUUGUAGCCAAUGUGUUGAAAAUGCGAUUCUUAAAAGCGGACAGUGUGAAUGCCAAAGCGGAUAUAUAAAGCAAAGUUCUAAAUGUGUAGAUAAGUGUGAAGACGGGUAUUACCUUGAUUUAAAUACUCAAUCAUGUCUCAGCUGUCUAUCAAAUUGUUUGAAAUGCAGUGAAGAAAACAUUUGCACUAUAUGUGAAAACGAUUUUGUUUUAAAAAAUGGGAUCUGCGAAUGCGCAGACAGCUAUUUUACCGAUUCUUCAAAUAAAUGCUCUAAAUGUGAUAGCCUGUGCUUAACCUGCUCAAUUAUUUCAUCAAAUUGCACAUCUUGUACCCAGAGCGCUCCUAUUUUAUAUGACACCAAUAAUUGCUAUCCUUGCAAAUCAUUUGAAGGAUACUCCAGCUCCUUUAUUGUUUCAGCUAAAGAUUUUUCAGACACUUUGCUAUCUCAGUUAUCUUCUAUAGUUAACUACACCGACUGGCACGGGGUGCUUUUGGCUCAGUUUCGAGCCAAAAGCAUCCCGUGCCAGUCAGUGCAGUUCACUAUAAUUGUAUUGAAAUAUGUGGAGAUGGAAGAAAUAUGGGGCAAGCACAAUGUGACGAUGGGAAUAAUAACAAUGGAGAUGGCUGCUCAUCUAAUUGCACUGUAGAAACUGGAUGAUCUUGUAGUGGAGGAAGCACAAACUCUCUUGAUAUAUGUAAAGAUUUAAUGCCGCCCUCUCCAAUUCUUGCAUAUUUAAGUGAAAACGGCUCAGGCUAUCUUCUUGUUUUAUCAUUCAGCGAAGCUGUAUAUUUCGACAUUGAAAUACCAAAAAAUAUUAAAAUAGAAAUUUCUGGAAUUACAAAAUUUAUAUGGUCAAUUUCUUUGAAAAAUUCUAUAUAUAUUAUUACAUUGGAAAUUUAUGAAAAUGUUGCUAGUGGGACAAGUGUAAUUGUAAAUUUUAUAGACCCAAGCUCAGUUGUAGAUUUAAAUGGGAAUGUAAUGCAAGAAAGCUACGCUCAAACCAAAUUGGCUACUUCAUUUACUUAUCAGUUAGGUCAGUUAAUGGAGACGUCUGUAACUACUGUUACCACAUCUGCAACUGUUGGAGCUGUUGUUGGGUCUAUAUCAUCAGGCAUGACUCUUGGGAUGUUUAAUCUUCAAGCAUUGUGGGGUAUGGUUGAAAUGAUGCAAAUUCAGUAUUAUUUAAUAUUUUUGUCGCCAAAAUAUCCUGAUAAUCUUUUAUCAUAUAUCAGUGCUCUUAGCAUAGCAAAUGGAAAUUUCUUGCCAAACCCUUUCCAAAAAUAUUUAAUCAAGAGAGAUCCAUUUCCUGAUCCUCCUGAAAGAUUUAUAGAAGAAAACUUUAAUACUGAUUUUAUUAUGAAUGCUGGACAAUUUUUGCUAGUUUGGUUUCUCAUUUUGAUAGGUCUUCCGAUAGUUUUGCUUUUUUUAAAACUUUUUCCAAAAGUUUCAAUAUUUAGGUGGCUUAAAAGAUCGUAUUUAUUCUCAAUCUUACUAAGAAUAGGAAUCGAGUCAUUUUUAGAAAUCACUCUCUCAGUUUUUCUCCAGUGAAGAGAAAUCUCAGAACCAAAUCAAAAUAUAGGCUACCUCUCAUUGAUUUUAAGUUUUAUUACUAUGGCUUAUCUAAUACUAACAUUUUUGCUUAUUAUUUGGCAAGUUACGCUGAAGUCAGAGGAGGAGCUUACUACAGAGGUUCAUGAAGUACGAUUUGGCACAUUAUAUGAGGGCUUUAAAACUAGCUCAAAACUAACAGCAUCAUUCCUUUUAUUACAAAAUGCACGCAGAGUGCUCUUUGCUAUUUUUUGUGUAUUUUUAUAUGAGUAUACAAUUAUUCAAGUUACACUUUCAGCUGUCUUAUCAUUUAUCUAUACAAUUUCAUUAGUUCUAUUAAGACCUUUCAAAUCAAAAAUUUUAGGCAAUGGUCUCCACAUAUCUAGCGAAUUUUGCUAUUUUUCUGCACAUUGUAUGAUACUUAAGUUUUUAGAUGACCAAUUAUCUGACAACGACAGGGUAAGGCUAGGCUGAAUCGUUAUUGCUCUAUUAUGUUUUUCUGUGAUGCUUCAUAUAUUUGCGCUUUUUAUAACACAGAUUAUUAGCAUUAUCCAAGGAAUUAAGCAUCUUAAAAACAAUUUUAUGAAAAAUUUUGCUAAUAAAUUUGUGCACAUUGGAAAGUCAAAUUUAAAGUCUAUUAUAUUAGAUAAUAAAGUUUCACCAAAAAAUCAGGAAAAUGAAAGUGAAAGUUUUACUAAAAGGAAAAGAAAGCAUAUAGAAAUUAAAGAUGAAAUCCACUCAUUUAGAAAGACCAAAAUUGUCCCAAUUGAUGAAAGUUUAUAUACAGAUACUAUGGGCGAUGAAUUUUUCACAAGGAAAGAAUAG